Molecule: messenger RNA, 990 nt
Organism: Ambispora leptoticha
Lineage: Eukaryota; Fungi; Glomeromycota; Glomeromycetes; Archaeosporales; Ambisporaceae
Source: the annotation of a GenBank genome assembly
AUGGAAGUUCCCCAUCACCCAGCACUAAUUCUAAGACCAAAAGAUUGUCUCUCAAAAGCAGUGGCAGAAUUGACUGCUAAUGAUACUAAGACAAGGCAGCAAAUAUAUCCUAGACACAAAGCAUUAGAUAAAGUUCUUGGUUCAACAGAGAUGUUAAAUUAUAAAUAUGAUUAUCCUGAGCAUCAGAAUAAUAUAAGGGGAAGUGAUGACAAACCUAAUUACAUAACCGAUGAAGAAGCUGAUGAAUUACCAAGUGAUUUGGCUGUCUAUGUGAAUAAUAUCCAUGUAGAUAAUGUUGUUACUCCUAAUCUUGCGAAUAAAGAUGCUUCUAAUGGUGGAAAGGACGUUGAUGGGAUUAAGCCUGUUGAUCCUGAUAAAGGCACGCGGGGCGAUUUAUUGAGAAAUGGCGUGGUUGGAGGAAAGACGGAUGACCUUGGAAAGAUUGAGAUUAUUGAUGCUUGGUUAGAAAGACGAGAGGCACAAAAAAUUGAUAAUGAAAAUUUAUGUCCGUUUACUGUUCGGUAUCUGUAUAGUUAUGGUUUAAACCCUCACGAGAUUUUUAAUAGUGGUGAUAUAAAUGGUGUCAAAGCAUUCCAUCCCGUUACUGGUGCUAGUUUAGUUGGAAUGACUGAGAUUAGUAAAUUGAAUAACAUGCUUUUGGCGGACGGAGUAGAUAUUGGCAACCGUUUAACUCCUGCCGCAGUUCAAGAGUUACACAGAUUAGGUUACCUUCCAAUUGAUAUCGUGUCUGAUGGAUCUGAUAUUAAGGCUUACAAACUAGAUAAAAAAAAACCCCCUUUAAAUGGCAUAAAAAAAAUUCUUGCUUACCAUAAGGGUUGGGAAAUUCUUAAUAGUGCGGAAGCUAAUCAAAUUACUACGGCUUUAGCCUUAAAGGAAACUAACGCCCAAGAAAUCGCUACUAAGUUAGCGGCUUUAAAAACGAUUGCGAAUACUUAUCCAACGGGAACGCCCGCCCAACAAGCGGCUUGA